CGCCGCGCGAAAUCCAAUCCUCCAGAGAAUUGGUUUCGAAAACCAAAUCCCUGCCUGCACCAUGGACUACGACCUCUUUCAGUCAGAUGACGAUGAGGAGAUCCUGGUCGCUUUCACCCAGGCUACAGAGAAGCAGGAAGCCCUUAGCACCCAAAUGGACGUAGACGAUAGUGGAGAGGAGACCCUAAACAACGGUCUGGACUUCCUGCCUGAGUUCAACUGCAACGGCCGGGACACGCUGAAGAGCCAACUUUUUGAGGGAGGCUUUCUGGGCAAUGGCUACGCUCAAUUGGAUCCGCCCCGCUGUCGGCUGGAGAAUCUCUGUUUUGACUUUGGCCAGGGCCAAUUGGCGGUUGGCGCGGUGAGGAACUACCUGUACGGGGAGGCCUGCAAGAAUGUGCAGAAGCUGUUAACCGUGAUGACGGGUCAGCAACAACUGCAGGCCACGGCCGCCUCCAUGAACCCCGGAUGGUAUAGAGUGCGAAAUCAGGUCACUCACUUCUACCAUUUGCUGUUGCGACUGCGAGACAACGAACUGCUACCAUCACAUUUUCUUGAUGGGCUUCGCCAGUUGCUUAACGAUCAGCUGGAUGCGGACGCCUGGAAGGUUCUGUAUUUUGCGGAGAACAGCAAGGGCAACGACUGCCAGGCGCCGGCAUAUCACCUGUAUCAUGGCGUGCUGGAGUGGCGCUUUUUGGACCUGCAUAUAUUGUACGCCUCUGGGAAGGAUCAAGCAUUCCUAGUGCAGCUGGAGCGCACACUCGACGAUCUGGUCGUAUGUGCCGGACAUCACUACCGCAGUAAACAUCGCCCGGAACUCAUCCAUUCCUCGCCGUUCAUGUGCCGCUGCAACAAGGAGCUGUGGCUGCUGCUGAAACGUCUUAUUUCCAAAUGGCUGGGUGAGCGGGAGCUUGAUUUUUGGUUACUUUUCCACAAGGCCAUGCAGAGGCAUAGGACAAACCACUUGCAGGGUGAGAGCAAUGCCAUUAUUCUGGCAUACCACGAAUUCUAUUCCUGGCUGAGGCUUGGUCUGGCCCGUUUAGACGAAUACAACAAUGAAGGUCGGUACCAGCCGGAUCACUCACUCACAGCGCCACCAGACAGCUUUCAAACCGCCAAUCUGCUUAAGCAAUUUCUCGCGAGCCAGCCGGACGAACAGCAGCGGCGUGUCUACCUAAUUCUACUCUCUCCUCUUCAACUGCAGCUUGGCCAGCCGGAUACUGAUGUGCUGUGCCAGCUGUGGGAGUACUUUCACCGAUCUCUAAACUGCAAUUUUAGUGUGGGUGCUGAGCUAGAUCAGCUGCCGCUUACCUGUCCCAAUGGAGCGGCCUACGUGGAUCGCUACAGCAAACUGCUGUCGAAAUCCCAUAUAGAUGAUUUGAAUCUGAGCAGUUUCACCAUGUACGCGUGGAUGUUAGGCAAAACCUUGAAGCUUUUGCCAUCGCAGGGCAGAAGCAACCAACGCCAGAAACUACUCGGCCGCAUAUUCAGCAAAUUUAGUGCUGCAAAACUUUUGGCUCUGAAUGAGCCCGGUAUUCACCAUGUGAUCGAGCUGUUUCUGUGUCUGCUGCUCUGCCAUGAAGAUAUCGGCGAGUUGGCGCCCAAGCUGCGCGAAAUGCUGCUCUGCCUUGCCCUAGAUAAACUGCCUCCGGUGCGGCGGAUUCUCGUAGCCAAGGGCCACAUGGCCUUGCUGCUUCUGCAUGCCCAGCACCGCCUGUCCAUGGAUGAUUAUGUGGGCAAGCUGCUCAACCAGUUGGCCACCAUUCGGAAUGAUACAGAGGUGGGCGCCAUUUACGUUGGCAGCCUUCAAGCCAUCUUUAAUCUGGCGGAUGACUUCAACCGCGGCGAGCAACAGAUUCUUGGGCCCUGGUUGGCACAUUACGUAGAAAAGUGUGGUCAGGCAUCGCAGGAUCGCGUAUGGCAGACGCUUCACUAUUUAAUCCAGCGUCUCAGCGAGCCGAGAGCUGUGGCAGGCAAUGCGAGUGGCAUCAAGGAGGCACUCCAACAGCACAUAAUGCCACUGCUAAGGACCCAAUACGUUAAUAGCCAUAGCACAUGGCUUCCAAAGCUAGCGGCCAAUUUCAUCGCCCUGGAGAAGGAUGGGGACAAACUGCUACUGGGCUUCCUGCAGGGACCAGAACCUAUUAAUAUGGCUGCUUCUGCUCAGUUGAUGCUCCAAGUGUUGGAAGACGGCUUACGGCCUGCAAGCUCCACCAUUCUCCAGGUGUGGGUGAAGUCUCUGGUACUCCUAAACGCACAACACGAGUCUGUAUUGGCUUUAAUGCCCCAUGUCAGACAGCUAGAGGAGUUCCGACAUCUGGCCAUCGAUCCCGCCUCCUUGGAGGACGGACGUGAGCCGCUCUGCGCCUUUUUUGGAGCUUUGGGAAGGCGUGCCCAGCAAGAGGAGGCUGCUGCCCACGUCCGUAUGCAGUUGAGUCACAAACUGCAUGCCUAUGUAAAUCAUUUCGAGCUUUGGCUUCCUCCGGACCGAAGCCGAUCGGAACUGGGAUCCCGGUUCUUCAGCUUCUUAGCCAUUGUAAUUUAUAAUUGUCCCACUCUGGCGUACGUGCGAUCCAAGCCGAGCUGUUUCUUCCACCUGGCCAUGGUUCGUUUCCUGCUCACCACGCAGUUGCAGGCGGGAGUGCCGCCCGAAGGUCGUCUGCCGCAAUUGGUACAUAAGAUUUUCCCAGUAUUGCUACAAGGGAUUGGUCGGCUACCUUACCGCACGGACACAUACGUGGCCAAGACCCUGGAGCAGCUAGUUCAGCACUGGACCCCGCACUUUACCUUCUCAUCCAACGCCAAGCUGGUGGCCCGUCCAUAUGCCGCCCUCCUCCUGGCGGAUGCAGAUGGAGAGCUGGCGCAGUUUGUGCUUCAGCUUCUGAUGACGCAGUUUUUAGUGGUCCAGCGGAGGAGGGCAGGACCGCAUGCGGGCUUGGUCAUCACCAUCAUGCAGCAACUGAUCGAGAGCACGGGCAAGGACCAGGAAGAGCAACUGUUAACCCUUUUGCGCGGCGUGCACAUCCCGCUGCUGGAGCACGUUAUGUUCGUGGACGAAGUGGACCUCAGUCGCAACCAAGUGUUUGGACUUUAUAAAGUGCUUGUUUCCCACGAUGCAUACAAGCGAUCACAGGCGGUCAGGGAUUUGUGCUCCAAUCACUUGCGAUCCCUCGCCGAAAAGCAUCUGGCCCACUGCACCUACUUUUACUUCCAGAUGCUGAUUAACCUGGCAGAGCUGGCGCCGGAUCUAGUGGCUCCACUCCUAACUUUUAUAAGGGAGCAGGCAGAGCAGGUGGAGCUAAAACGCGGCGCUGGAGAGGACGUUGGCAUACGCAAGUGCCUGCAGCGGCUCCAAAAGGUAUUGAGUAGGGUUUAGGUUUAAUAAAAUAAGAUCAUGACUUCUUUUGUACAUAUGUAUAACGCUAUAUAAAGUAAGGCAUUCU
This is a messenger RNA of Drosophila erecta, 3443 nucleotides long. Its product is annotated as protein MMS22-like. Lineage: Eukaryota; Metazoa; Arthropoda; Insecta; Diptera; Drosophilidae. The transcript is spliced from 3 exons. The coding region runs from base 62 to 3376 and encodes 1104 amino acids. Gene Ontology annotation, biological process: replication fork processing; double-strand break repair via homologous recombination. The record is from RefSeq and is a predicted model, not a curated record. Gene Ontology annotation, cellular component: nuclear replication fork.